This is a messenger RNA of Trematosphaeria pertusa, 944 nucleotides long. RefSeq lists its product as uncharacterized. The transcript has a single exon. Gene Ontology annotation, cellular component: RNA polymerase I complex. Bases 87 to 944 code for a protein of 285 amino acids. Lineage: Eukaryota; Fungi; Ascomycota; Dothideomycetes; Pleosporales; Trematosphaeriaceae. Gene Ontology annotation, biological process: DNA-templated transcription initiation; DNA-templated transcription. The record is from RefSeq and is a predicted model, not a curated record.
CCGAACUUUUUUUGAGCUCCAUCUCGUCGCGACCGCAGAGUCGCAAACGCUCCCCCCCACCCGCUCUCUUAAAAUCUCCUAUCAAAAUGGCACCAAUCGAAACGACCCAUGACGAUUACUCCCUCCUCCACAUCGAACGCAUCUCCCUCUACGUCCCCCUCCCGCCCGCCUCGCUAAACAGCCCGCUCCCCGCAAUCUGCGCCUCCGUCUUCUCACCGCUCCUGCUCACCUACUACCCAGCCGUAAAAGGCGUGGUGCUCGCCUACGAAGACGUACAGCUCAGCGACGAGCCGCCGCGCGCUUCUACUAGCACAUCUACAUCCACACAACAAGCAAAGUCGUCGUCGUCGCGGAAAUCUCGACACCACCACGCAGCUGCUGCGCACCAAGACGCGACUGCAAGUGAAGACUCAGACGACAACCUCCUCCUCCUCCAGCAAAUCGACGAAUACGCCUCCCCCUUCCUCUGGGCCACCGCCUCGCUGCUCGUCUUCCGCCCCGCGCCGCACGCCUGGAUCCCCUGCGUGCUGACGCACGCCUCGGCCUCGCACGUCACGCUCGCGCACCUGAACACGUUCCCGAUCUCCAUCCUGCACGCCUCGCUGCCCGCGUCGUGGACCUGGCAUCAGGAGGCUGCGAAUAGGAACAAGAAGGGCUGGGACGGGCGGAUUAGCGACGAGGGCGGCUGGUGGGUCGAUGGCGACGGCGAGAAGGUGCAUGUGGGGAGGGAAGUUAGGUGCAGGAUUAGGGAUUGGGAUGCCAGGGGUGGGGCGAAGGGAAAGGGGUUUUUGAGGGUGGAGGCGAGUUUGCUGGGGGAGGGGGAGGAGAGGGAGCAGAUGAGGGGGGCGGUGGAGAUGGGGGCGGCGAGGAAGGGGAAGAGUGCGAUGAGGAGUGGGGCGGGGGCGGAGCGGCGGAAUGCGCAGGGGGUUGUAGAGCUGGAUUGA